Molecule: messenger RNA, 2332 nt
Organism: Impatiens glandulifera
Lineage: Eukaryota; Viridiplantae; Streptophyta; Magnoliopsida; Ericales; Balsaminaceae
Product: probable L-type lectin-domain containing receptor kinase S.5
Exons: 2
Coding region: 84-2213 (709 amino acids)
Biological process (GO): protein phosphorylation
Cellular component (GO): plasma membrane
Molecular function (GO): ATP binding; protein kinase activity; carbohydrate binding
Source: RefSeq, a predicted model, not a curated record
UGCAACCUUUCUCUCUCUAAAAAACAUUUAAGGUCACGUCGUAACUGUCUCUCUUGAAACUUACAAAUCUGGCAAUUAUAUAUAUGGGACUGACGGCGGCUCUUAUUACUACCGCCGUCCUUCUCCUUUCCCUAACGACGGCGGUGGAAGGUUCUAAUUAUCAUAAACUGAAAAUCUUCAACGAAUCAUACGGACGGUUCAAGGACGACCUUGGCAAAUACAACACCAUUUUCCAAGUCAUUGGUCCAGCUGUAAUCAACGAAGCUCUUCAAAUCACACCGCCGCUCCCUCAAAAUCUCGUUGUUUCCCCCUCUGCCUUUGACCAAUCGGGCCGAAUUCUCCUCAAGAAACCCUUCAAACUCUGGAAACCCGACCUUCUUCGAGUCGCAUCCUUCAACGUCUCUUUCCGAAUCAACAUUUACCUACCCAACAAUCAAACCACCGCCGGCGAGGGGCUAGCCUUCAUCAUCGCCCCCGACCUCCUCAUUCCCAACAACAGCUACGGCCAGUACUUAGGCAUCACUAAUUCCUCCACCGACGGAAAACCCACCAACCAAAUCGUCGCCAUCGAGUUCGAUACCGUCAAGCAGGAAUACGAUCUCGACGAUAAUCACGUCGGCCUCAACAUCAACUCCGUUAUAUCCAACGCAAGCGUCUCCUUGACUCCUCUAGGAAUUGAACUCGCCCCUUUCCCUAACGUAGCCAAAUUUUACGAUGUCUGGAUCCAAUACGACGGCGUUAAUAAAACGAUACAAGUUUACAUAGCUCAGACGUCCACUCAGACAGGACCGGAGGCGUCUAAGCCGGCGUCUCCGGUCCUUGAAUCUCCCCUCGAGCUGAGGGGAGUCGUGAAUCAGAAUUCGUAUUUUGGAUUUGCUGCGUCGACAGGGAAAUCUAUGCAGCUUAACUGCGUUUUGAGGUGGAAUCUUGUAGUUGAACAUUACGAGGACGAAGAAGAUAAUAGCAGGAUAAAGUGGAUCCUAAUAGGUGUUCUUGUUUCGACGGCUACCCUUGUUUUGAUUGCGGCGGGGUUAGGAUACUAUUUCUUCAACCGACGACGACGAGGUUGGGCGGGGGGGAGUAAUAGCAAUGUGAACAUAUUGGGUGCUUUAAAGAGCCUCCCGGGGAUGCCGAGAGAGUUCGAAUUCAAAGGGUUGAAGAAGGCAACCAACAAUUUUGACGAGAAAAACAAGUUGGGAGAAGGCGGGUAUGGGGUUGUGUACAAAGGGUAUUUGCAGAGCGAAAAUUUGGAGGUCGCCGUCAAAUGGUUUUCCAGGGAGAGCUUGAAGGGAGAAGACGAUUUCUUGUCGGAGCUCACCAUCAUCAACCGCCUCCGUCAUAAGAACCUCGUCACCUUAAGAGGGUGGUGUCACACCAACGGUAAGUUGCUAUUAGUGUACGACUACAUGCCAAACGGAUCACUGGACAGACAUCUGUUCGGUAGUGGUCGUGAAAGCAAUCCUUUGAGCUGGGCUUUACGCUACAAGAUAAUCUCCGGCGUGAGUUCUGCGUUACAUUACCUUCACAACGAGUACGAUCAAAGAGUUGUCCAUCGCGAUCUCAAAGCCAGCAACAUAAUGCUGGAAAGCAACUUCGACGCCCGGCUCGGGGACUUCGGCCUUGCCCGAGCUCUCGACGGAGAGAAAACUUCCUACGCCGAGGCAGAGGGAUUCCUGGGCACGAUGGGCUACAUCGCGCCGGAGUGCUUCCACACAGGCAAAGCCACCCAACAGUCAGACGUCUAUGCUUUCGGCGCAGUCUUGCUCGAAGUGGUUUGUGGGGUCAGGCCGGGGAGUAAGAUAGGAGGAUACAAUUUAUUGGUAGAUUGGGUGUGGUCGCUUCACCGCGAGGGGAGGCUUUUAGAGGCAGUUGAUAAGAGUAUAAAGGAUGAUUAUGUGGUUGAGGAGGCUGAGAGGAUUCUAUUGCUUGGAUUGGCUUGUUCUCAUCCGACGGCCAGCGAGAGGCCCAAGACACAUACAAUUUCUCAGAUAAUAUCGGGGUCGGUCUCGGUUCCUCGGGUUUCUCCUUUCAAACCGGCGUUCGUGUGGUCUUCGUCAUCAAUGGGGACGGAAAAUGACACCAGCCAGGCAACAAUGACAGAGACGAGGUCAUUCACAUCAUCAAACUAUGGGUCGGGAUACACUCCCAAGUACUCUAGGCCAGACGGUUAUUCUCCGGCAGCUCCAAACAGUGACAGCUUCAACUUGGUAUAGUUUUAUAAUAGCAUAAUGCAUUCUUACUGCUUGUGUAACACUUGAGUGUGAAAGUCUUCCCAUUUGGGAUGGUUUAAGGCAUUAGCCAUUGUCAGAGAUUCUACUCAAUAAUUGUCUAC